AAUUUCUGCUUUAAUUGAAAAGUGGCGUCCAGAAAUGCAUACCUUUCACAUGCGAACUGGUGAGGCUACCAUAACUUUACAAGAUGUAGAAAUUUUGUUCGGAAUGGUAAUAGAUGGUAGUCCUAUAAUUUUAAAUGGCGCUGAUACUUUAGGAGUUUUUGGUAGACAAGAAAUGAUGUUUGAAUUAACGGGAUGGUCACCCGAUAAUGAUUGUUUUUCUGGUGUUAGUAGAUUGUUAACAUAUAAAUUAAUUGAGCAUAUUGAAGGUUUAGAUGAUAUUACUGAUCAUUCAACUGAGCGUGAGGUGCAACAAAGGUUUAGAUUAUAUUUAUUAGGGUUAUGUGGUGGAUCAAUAUUUCCAGAUAAAUCUACUAAUAAGCUUAAUUUAGACCUUUUGAUUGACAUGAAAAAUUUAAAUGUAAUGUCAACACAAGCAUGGAGAGCAGCCGCAUUAUCAUAUUUGUAUAAUUGUUUAUGUCGUGCAUCAAUGAAACAAUCAAAUGAAGUUUGUGAAUUUCUCUCUUUAGUGCAGAUUUGGGAAUGGGAACGUAUUAUUCUCCUGCAACCAUUACCGAAAUCUCUAAGGACCAAUCAACUUGAGGUUUUAACUGCGCUUGCACGUAAAUGGACGCAACGUAGAAAUCAUCAAAAUGAGGCACGAACUGUAAUCGGUGUGAUUAGGGAUGUACUAGAUAAUCUAACUGAUGAUCAGUUUAUUUGGCAACCUUAUUCAGAAGAUGUUAUUAAUGGAUUGCCUGAGUGGUGUCGGGCAGGACAAUUUGUCUGGAUGGCACAUGUGCCACUUAUUUAUGGAAUUUAUCGUGAGUGGCACAUGAUUGAUCGUGUUGUGAGACAGUUUGGUUAUUUACAACAUAUUCCUGGACCGUGUACCCAAUUUUCCGAACAUCAUUUUAAGCGUGAUAAACGAUCCAAAAUAAAACAAGAGGAUAUAGAUGCGUUUAACUACAUACAAUAUUUAUGGGAACAACGUCAAAAUUGUAUAUUUCGACCUCCAUUUGUGAGUGAUCAAGCAGAUUACUUUCGUUGGUACAUGAGGCAUUCCCGCAUGUUCAUUGGAAAUUCACAGCAUGUUGUACAGAAAGGGUAUCAGCACAUGGCAGGAAGACAUGAGGCAUUAGCUAGGGGUCAUGAAAUGCAGUAUCGUCGAGCUUGGAUGAUUGAAAAUGAUGAAAAUCAAUCUAAUGAAAUGAGACAAUAUACGGAGGAAGUCGCUCGUAUUUCAAUGGAGUCAAUGAAUGCGGCCUUCCAGGGAACGCGAUUGAGCUUUGCUCCUGAUUACAAUCCUCCCACUCAAUACGAUGAACCACCACCAGUACAAGUAUCUCGCCGAUCGCGACAAACAACACCUAGAGAUAGUGCACGUCGAGGUAGAAGGAGCGCUGGUGAAGGUCGUGAUAAUUUGGUUGAUAAUAACACACAUUUGGUGGUUACUCCCGAGCCUUAUUAUCCCACGCUUGAUUUUUCUGCAGGCCCCUCUAACACUAAUACUAAUUUUUCAAGUCAAGAAACAGUUGGUUUUGUAACUCCACACGUUUCGAUAUUUGGUUUUGCGCAAUUCAGCGGAUCUCAAUACGGUAUUCAGCAUGGUAUGUGUGAAUUUCCUAUACAUAAUUUUUCAUUUGGUAGGAGGUUGAAUUUUUCAAAUGUAACUGUGUCCCAUGAUCCAACGUUUAAUGCUGAAGCUUCACAACAUUCUAUUUUUGAUAGAGAAAAUUCACCUCGAAGAACAUCUAGGCUACACAAAUCAACUAGAUGUGGAACAGGUAGUCACUAUCAAAAUGAGAGAGAUUCUGAAAAUGAAGACGUAGAAGAUUCAGAAAACUCAGAAGAAUAA
Molecule: messenger RNA, 1855 nt
Organism: Solanum stenotomum
Lineage: Eukaryota; Viridiplantae; Streptophyta; Magnoliopsida; Solanales; Solanaceae
Product: serine/threonine-protein phosphatase 7 long form homolog
Exons: 6
Coding region: 35-1855 (606 amino acids)
Biological process (GO): meristem maintenance; meristem development
Source: RefSeq, a predicted model, not a curated record